GUAUUCAUGUGACAUUUGAGUGACUCAAACAUUACAACAGAAUCAUUGGGCUGGAUAGAAAUUGUUAGCUGACAUGGACCAUUUGAUCUGAACAUUUCUGACAAGAUAUAGAUAGCUCUCUAAGGUCUGCAAUGAAUGACAUGACAAGAGGAAAACUGAAGAUGAGCAGUUUUUCCUGUUAGUGUUUCCAAUGUCGUGCUUAUAUAUAUGUAAAUAUAAAAAUAUGUUGAUGGUAGCAACAACGUGAGCUGCAUUCUUGUAGAAUGAUGCUUCAAACCAGUUAAGCGAUAUGGCCAAUGAGGAAGAAGGAAAUGUUGGAGUAUUUUCAAGAUGUUUCAGUUCUUAUAAAUAUGAAUGGCUGGUUUGAGCGAGCUCACUUUCUUAGGGGCUGUGGUUGGAGAUUUUGUCUGGUAGUUAAGUAUUCGGAGAGUAAUCUAGACCCUGGCAAGGAUAUCCAGAGAAUGUAUAUCCAUGCCUGUCUUGUUGUGAGCUUAGCUGUCUCACAAGCUUUAGCAGAGACUUCUCCAAAAGUCAAAGACAUCGAGGAUGAGUUGGACAUUGACAAAAUAAAUAAGGACUUACAUUUACGUGAAGGGGACAUAGUGGAGACCUUUCAGAAGAAUGGCGUUCUGGGGGAAGACAAACGCUGGCAGUCUCCAGUUCCCUAUGUUUUAGACUCAAGUCUUGAUAUGAACGCUAAAGGAAUCAUUCUGCGAGCCUUUGACCAGUUCAGGCUGAAAACAUGCAUGGACUUCCAGCCCAGAGACUCUGAGAUGUACUACCUGACAAUUGAGAAACGUACAGGGUGCUAUUCCUAUGUAGGGAGAACUUUUCCAAAUGGACAGGUUGUUUCCAUUGGACAGAACUGUGGUAUUAUCGCCAUCGUGGAACAUGAGCUUCUACAUGCUCUGGGCUUCUGGCAUGAGCAGUCCAGAUAUGACAGGGAUGAAUAUGUAACCAUUGUCAAUGAAAACAUCCGAGAAGGAUACCAAAACAACUUUAAUAAGUACAGUGAGAAUGACACCACCACCCUGGGUACUCCGUAUGACUACUACUCAGUGAUGCACUACAGCAAAGAUGCCUUCACCAAUGGCAAUGGAUCCACUAUCAUCACUAAGCAACCAGAGUUCCAGGAAGUGAUUGGCCAAAGACUGGAAAUGAGCUCCAAUGAUGUCUUGAAGCUGAAUCGAAUGUACAGUUGUAAUGCAUCUGUUGCAUUUAAGGAAAGUUGCAGCUUUUCCAAUAGCGGAUUGUGUGGGAUGAGUCGCUGCUCUCGGAGUGCGGAGAAAGACAGUGAAAAUGGCUGGGAGAGAGUGACACAGGCUGCAGGGGGUCCCUAUACCAACCACAGCAACCUGGGCACUAAUGGUACUGGUUUCUUCAUGCAUGCCAGCACAGCGUCAGGCCAGGAGGGGGACACAGCCUGGCUGGAGAGCAGGGAGAUGACUCCCAGCAGGAAGUGCAGUGUCCAGUGUCUGCAGUUCUACUACUACCACAGUGGUAACGAGUCAGACCAGCUCAACAUCUGGAUCAGAGAGUAUCGUGAUGAGAGAGACCCUAACGGAACUCUACGCCUCAUGGGCCAGAUCACAGGUUCCCCAGCGUCUUACUGGCAGCUCCACCACGUGUCCCUGAACGCCACCAAAACCUUCCAGGUGGAGUUUGAGGUGCGUAAAGGAGCAGGACCAUCUACAGGCGGGGUUUCCAUCGAUGACAUCAACCUGUCAGAGACAGAAUGCCCCCAUCACACCUGGCAGAUUAGAGACUUUGAGAAUGUUGCAAAGAACACUGACACCUGGCUAUUCAGUCCAAGACACUACUCCAGAGACGGCUACGCCUAUCAGCUGAUGGUUGUUCUGAGAUCAAGUUAUAUUGGAGUCUAUGCACGCCUCCUGUCUGGUAAAUAUGAUGACCAGCUCCAGUGGCCCUGCCCAUGGAGACAGAUAACGUUUCUGCUGAUGGACCAGAACCCAAACAUCCAGCUACGUAUGUCCAAGCAGAACAGCAUCUCCACUGAUCCUGAACAGAUUGAUUAUAAAAAUGAUAUCUCCAGUCUGCAGUAUGCCGGUAACAACUCACUUCCCUGUCCCACUCCACCACCACAGGACUUCACCCUGUUGCAUAGCAAGCGGGAGGAGGGCCCAUGUUCAGCCAGGCUCAUUACCACCACUCUCCCUCCUCCAACAACAACUGAGGAAGACAACAGCAUCUUUGGCUUCUCUCCUGGUUUUGCCUCCUCCCCUGUGGUCAUCCUUCUGACUCUUCUGCUGCUGUUGACUCACUGAUGUGACAGCUCCCAUCCUCACCUGGCCUUUGAAUAUAGGGAGCAGGAGUGAAAGUCUGGCCCUGGUUGUAGGAAGUCGAGCUAGCCUAUUCUAAAACCCAUAGACGUUUUUUGCAUUUACCAAUGUAAGGAAUCUGUUGAAAUGAAUCUUGAUUUUUGUCCACAACUGACAAUAGGAUGACUCAUCUCAUUUAACAGAUAAUUGUGAAUGCAAUGACAAAAUGGCAAAUUGAUUAUUAAUGGUGGUGGACCUACAUAAUGGCACUUUUUUAAAUAAUGCUUUUAUUACAUUUUAUAUUUUUCUUUCAAGGAGCAGUCAAUAUAUUAAUUCACUCCACUUCUUCUAGUUAAGUUUGUCUGUUAUGAUUGAAAAUAAUAUAUACCUAUUACCUAGUUAUGAUCAUACCUAUUUGUCAAUGAAAAUAGAAAAAAAUUAUAAAGUAAAUGUAUCUUCUCAAUGAAUGCGAUUUAAUAUCUUAAUCAUUUGAAUGUGUUUCUAAUAAACACUAUCUUCUAACAUG
Molecule: messenger RNA, 2805 nt
Organism: Salmo salar (Atlantic salmon)
Lineage: Eukaryota; Metazoa; Chordata; Actinopteri; Salmoniformes; Salmonidae
Source: RefSeq, a predicted model, not a curated record